UCGCAAGAUGGGAACCUGCCCACGGGAAUUUUGGCUUUCGACAUCCGUGGACUCAGUAUCUUAAGAUUGGGGCAAUGAUGAGAAACUGCGCUUACUGUGUAGAAGCUCUCAGUGGUUGCAUGAAUUCGGAUAUUAAUGCAAAUGAGUGUACAAAGAAACACCUCAGUGAAGUGUGCAUGAAACUGAGUUCUCAUUCUUCAAUGGUCUUGAAAGAGCUAGCCGUUGUGACCAAGUCCAUGACUAAAUCUACUACGAUAGACUUCUUAGUCGAACAGAUGAAUUCUACAGUUGAAGAUCUUCAGACAACUAUAAAGUCCCUUCCUACUCAAUUCAGUCCUCCAUCAACGGGUCUUGAAGGUCAUGCUGAGGAAAAAGAAAAGAAAGAUAAUCCGAUUAUCUCACCAAUAAUAGUUCCCUUCAUGGACGUUAUACCGCUUGUUACUUUAUCUUCUCUAUUGACUGAAAUUACUAUAAGAAUUGAGAAAAUCGUUGAAGCCGUGGAUGAGUUAUCGAUGAUGGCGGACUUCAGCACUGAAAAUGAAAAGAAGAAGAAUCAACCAAAACAAAAUCAAACAAACCCUGAGAAUGAAAAUGAAAAACAAGGUAAUCAACAAACCAUGAAGGCCCUUCAAAUGGUCUGAGUUCUGCAGAGAGAUAAUUUUGUUUCUGUUUAUUAAAGAAAACAAAAAUUAGGAUGUUGUACAGUCAAAGUAUAGUGUGUGAUUGCUUCCUUAGCUUCUAUUACUUGAAGUUAUUAACUACUAAACCAACCAUGUGUAGGGACUUCGGAUUGUAUACUACAAUAAGAGAUUUGUUA
Molecule: messenger RNA, 817 nt
Organism: Papaver somniferum (opium poppy)
Lineage: Eukaryota; Viridiplantae; Streptophyta; Magnoliopsida; Ranunculales; Papaveraceae
Product: aluminum-activated malate transporter 10-like
Exons: 2
Coding region: 75-641 (188 amino acids)
Biological process (GO): malate transport
Cellular component (GO): plant-type vacuole membrane
Source: RefSeq, a predicted model, not a curated record